AUGACUGAUUUUGGAGAGAUCCUCCAGAAUAUCGGAGAGUUUGGAUUAUUUCAGAAGGUCCUCCUUUUAGCUCUUUCCUUCCCCAAUUUUAUUCUGCCUAUUCACUUUGCCAGUGUAUUAUUUACCCAGUCAGAUCCAGAGCGACACUGUAACACAGACUGGAUCCUUCAGGCUGACUCUAACCUCACCAAAGAUGAGCAGCUGAACCUAACUCUGCCCUGGGAGGAGGAUGGGACCUUCAGCAGGUGUCAGAUGUUUGUGCCUGUUGACUGGGACAUUGGUGCAAUCAGGAUGUAUGGACUCAAUGAGACCACAGGGUGUCAGAAUGGAUGGGUGUACAGCAACACACUGUAUAAGGCCACCAUUGUCACUGACUUUGAUCUAGUUUGUCAGCAUGCUAAUUUGUUGCAAAUGGCUCAAACAGUGUUCAUGGCUGGCAUUCUUGUUGGUUCUCUCUUAUUUGGACCUAUUGCUCAAUCGUUUGGUCGUAAACGAGGAACUCAGAUUCCAGUCAUUGUGAUUCUCAUAUUUUCUGUAACAACUGGAUUAUGUCCCAACUUCUAUUUAUAUUUGGCAUCCCAGUUCAUGUUGGGAAUAGGCCAUGGAGGUUAUCCAGUGAACAGCGUCAUACUGGCCACUGAGUGGAUUGGUGUGUCCAGAAGAUCAUGGGGAGCAUGUGUGACUCAUGAAGUUAUGGCAGUUGGACAGUUUCUCCUUGCUGGUGUGAUAUACUUCAUCAGAGACUGGAGACUAACUCAACUACUCACAGCAGCUCCACUUGCAGUUGUUGCUAUUUACAUAUGGUUUAUUCCAGAGUCGGCCAGGUGGUUGUUGAAAAGAGGAAGGACAGAAGAGGCCGAACAGCUGAUCACCAAAGUGGCAGCAAUCAACAAACGCACUGUUUCAGAGUCUCUACUGGAAAUGAUUGUUGAGAAAGAAACUAAGAAAAACGGAAGUGUAACAAUUCUUAUCCAAUCAUCUGUGCUUAGGAAGUAUUUCUUUACCAUAAUAUUCGCAUGGUUCACUGUGGAUGUUACCUACUACUGCCUUUCAUUCAGUAUGGGAAAUUUUGGCUUUGACGUCUUCCUGACGCAGCUCAUGUUUGGCUUGACUGAAGUACCAGCUCAUAUACUUUGCAUCUGGCUGUUGGAAGCGCUGGGGAGAAAAGUGUCACUGAUCUCAGCACUUCUGAUUGGAGGAUUCUUGUGCACCUUAAUUCUGGCGCCUGAAAGUAAUGCUGUUGCUGUUACCGUGUUAGCAACCUCAGCACGUUUUUUCAUGAACGUUGCUGUAUCCACAUGCGUUGUGUAUAUUCAGGAACUGUUCCCAACAUCUUUUCGACAAACAGCCACUGGUUUGGGAGCCAUUACAAGCAAAUUUGGUGGCUUGCUGUCUCCGUUGCUCAACAUGUUGGCCGUGUACCACUGGUCCAUACCCACCAUAGUUUUCAGCAGCCUUCCACUGAUCAGUGGAGCUCUGUGCUUCCUGCUUCCUGAGACCAGGAGAAAAGAGCUUCCUGAUUCAAUCGAACAGGCCGUGGGAAAUAGAAAUAAGACCACCCUGAAGAUCCAAACCCUGUUCAACUGGUGGCCCGCGGGCCACAUCCGGCCCAGACGCAACCUCCGUGUGGCCCAGCAUACAUAA
This is a messenger RNA of Micropterus dolomieu (smallmouth bass), 1644 nucleotides long. Its product is annotated as solute carrier family 22 member 13-like. The coding region runs from base 1 to 1644 and encodes 547 amino acids. Gene Ontology annotation, molecular function: transmembrane transporter activity. Gene Ontology annotation, biological process: transmembrane transport. The transcript is spliced from 12 exons. The record is from RefSeq and is a predicted model, not a curated record. Gene Ontology annotation, cellular component: membrane. NCBI's taxonomy places the organism in Eukaryota, Metazoa, Chordata, Actinopteri, Centrarchiformes, Centrarchidae.